AUGACCGAUUUUCAGAUGCGUGUAAUCUGUACCACCUCGUGGUAUCUGCAUAAGCCGCCGAGGACAACCAUUCGUGGUUGUAAACCAAGGCCUUCAUCUCAGAUUGCUACCGCACGUGUAGCAGCUGCUGCCCCACUCCCGUUCUCUUCCAUGGUGGCACGCAAAGUCUCCGUCCGAGACCUGUACGGAAGUACCUGUGUUGCCUUGAAGAAACCGCUCAAUAGAAGCCGCGACCCGACGGCCGAUUACCUCCUGGCCCGCGCUCGACCGCUCAGUGCACCUGUUCGCAGAACACCUCCGCCUUUGCCGACCAUGGCCGACUCCGACGGACACAUCUCGACCAUUUCGUCGCACAGCGCCUUCGAUGAGCUCCUGGCAUCAACUCGAUACGUGGUCGUCGACUUCUACGCCGACUGGUGCGGGCCGUGCAAGAUGAUCGCGCCGCACUUCGUAAAGCUGGCCUCGACCUACGCGAUCCCGGGCUUCCUGGCCUUCGCCAAAGUCAACGUCGACCACGUCGGGUCGGUCCCGCAGAAGUAUGGCGUCGCUGCGAUGCCCACGUUCAUGUUCUUCAAGGACGGGAAACAAGUCGCUGUCAACAGCAACACCGUAAUACAAGGAGCAAACCUGCCUACUCUGAGCGCGGCCGCUGAAAAGAUGGGGAGGCUGGCCAAGGAGAAGGCCGAGGCGGCCGCUGCCGAGAAUACUGAAAAACAUUGA
This is a messenger RNA of Chaetomium strumarium, 720 nucleotides long. Its product is annotated as thioredoxin-like protein. Gene Ontology annotation, molecular function: protein-disulfide reductase activity. Lineage: Eukaryota; Fungi; Ascomycota; Sordariomycetes; Sordariales; Chaetomiaceae. The record is from RefSeq and is a predicted model, not a curated record. The transcript is spliced from 2 exons. Bases 1 to 720 code for a protein of 239 amino acids. Gene Ontology annotation, cellular component: cytosol.